UGUAAUCUCAUCCCCUCCCAUUUUUCUCUUUUUUAAAAUAAAAAACCCCAAAUUUUCUCUUCAAUUUUCUCUCCAACCAAACACCAAAAAGCUUUAAUCUUUCACCAGAUCUGAUCCAAAAUAAGUUUUGGAUUUGUUUGAAUUUGAUGUCAUCUCCAACCACGCCGUCUUUUUGGUGCUAUAGAUGCAGCCGUUUUGUUCAGGUUUGGAGACAAGACUCGUUAACUUGCGCAGAAUGUUAAUCCGGUUUCAUUUAAGAAAUCGAAAACCCACCGCACGUAAUUCUAACAGAAACAUCGAGUGACCGACACCGCAGGUUUUCUCCCGCUGCAGGAACCAUGUUCAUGAUCGGCAACCGCUCAAAUCCCCAUAACCGGAACCGACGGGGUGGUGGCGCUGGGAGCGGAGACCGGUCUCCGAUGAAUCCUGUAAUCUUGCGUCGUGGUGGGGCUGGAGGGGCUGCGGAGGACGUGGCGGGAGACGACGGUGGCCGAGGUGGUGGUGGGUUUGAGCUUAAUUACGAUGACGGUGGUGGGUCCGGGUUGAGGCCGUUGCCGCUGACCGUGUCGGAGUUUUUUUUGGGAUCAGGGUUGGAAAUAUUGUUAGAUCAGAUAGCACAGAUUGAAAGAAAUGGAGGGUUUGGGCGGUAUGAGAAUCAGCAUCCACCGACCUCGAAAUCCGCGAUUGAAUCGAUGCCUACGGUAAUUGUUAAUGAAUCCCAUAUUUUUACUGAAUCUCAUUGUGCUGUUUGUAAAGAGGCUUUUGAAUUAGAAUCCGAAGCACGGGAGAUGCCUUGUAAACAUAUUUAUCAUACUGAUUGCAUACUUCCUUGGUUAUCUAUUCGUAAUUCUUGCCCUGUUUGUCGACGUGAGUUGCCUUCGGUAGAUGGUGGUGCCGAUGGUGAUAAUGGGGUUGUGAGUCCGUUGCCUGAAGCGGGGAAUGGGCAGGGAAAUAACGAGGAGGAGGCAGUUGAAUUGGCGAUAUGGAGGUUACCCGGAGGAGGGUAUGCGGUGGGGAGGUUUACAGGGGCGGGGAGGGGAGAAAGGGAGUUGCCCGUGGUUUAUACAGAGAUGGAUGGUGCCUUUAACAAUGGUGGAUUGCCGAGGAGGAUAUCUCGGGGGUCUAGAGGGGACGGAAGGAGGGGAAAUGGUGGUGGGGGUAAUGGUGGUAAUAGACGGCUUGGUUUUGGGAGAGUUUUGAGGCACUGGUUUGCUUGUUUUGGCACGGGGCAGAGUUCGAAUUCGGAUUCGAGAGUUACAGGGAGCAGUAGGCCAUAUUCAGUUUUUAGCAGUUCCUCUUCAAUGAGGAGAAGAGACUGGGCUAGAGAGAUUAACAGUGCUAGGAGACGGUGCUUGUUACUGAAAUGUAUAUAUGGAAAUUUGAGAAUGACUCCAAUUGCGAGUUCAAUUCAUAAUCUAUCGAAAACUGAUGGUUUGAUGAAUUGUGGAGGAACAAUGCAAUCUCAACGAAUGACCUGUGAAGAAGCAUUAGGAGCAAGGUACCCGAGAGAUGUUUAGGGUCUGGCAUUUGGAGAGACAUUUUGGAGCAAGAAGGCACCUAAUUAUAUUGAAGUGUCUUUAGCUAGUUUUCAUGUAGUGAACUGGAGGCCUUGUAAUUUAUUUUUUUCUGUUUCCUUUUUAAUUUUUCGUUAUUUGGUAUUUGUAAGUUAGAAUCAGAACAGCAGUUGUUUUCCUUCUGUCAUUCUUUUUCCAAGAAAUCUAUAAAUUCCAGCACCUCUCAGUUUCAAGCA
Messenger RNA from Populus euphratica (Euphrates poplar), 1750 nucleotides. Its product is annotated as E3 ubiquitin-protein ligase RING1-like. NCBI's taxonomy places the organism in Eukaryota, Viridiplantae, Streptophyta, Magnoliopsida, Malpighiales, Salicaceae. Gene Ontology annotation, molecular function: ubiquitin protein ligase activity. The transcript has 2 exons. Gene Ontology annotation, cellular component: cytoplasm. Gene Ontology annotation, biological process: protein ubiquitination. The record is from RefSeq and is a predicted model, not a curated record.